AGAUCAAACGAUUCAGCUCGGAUCGGGGCGCAUGAUCCGGGCGGUUUGUGGCGCUUUCGCCCUUGCGCUGGGGGUCGCUGGCAAUGAGUGCCAACAUGGAUAUGCCUUCCUCCACCUACAGAGCAACUCGAGCGCGCUCAACAGCACAACUGCGACGGUCGCCGCGACAAGCGCACUCCACUGCCAACAGUCCUGUGUACUUCAAGCGAGCUGUCAUUUCUUUGUCUUCGAGGGCAGCGCAGGCUGCUUUCUGCUGGAGACGUAUACCAAGCUGGUAGAGAAGGCCACGGCCGUGUCCGGCCAUGUGCACUGCAAUCUAGACACGACCGAAGAGGAGACGGAGGCAAAGCAUAAAGCUCGCAUUACUCGGUCCAUCCUGGCCAUGACUGAGUUUGUGGCGAAGUGGAGCACGGACGAAGAGGAGGUGGCGAUUGCGGAGCACUUGGCUUGGAGUGUGGAGAACGGCUUCCUUUCGGAGGAAGAUUACGACAGCAUCGCCGCCUUGAAUACCGCCACUGCUAUGCUGAUCAACAGCCCCAAGGACUUCAAACACGCAGCGGCUCAGGGAAUGAUGCUCACGCGCGACGAUCUGGAUUGGUUGCUCCAGCAUACCGUGGGCAAGCACGAGCAGCCAGAGGAGAAGGUGGCUUUGCAGGGCGACCUGGUGGAUGGAAGUGAAGAGGAAUCUUCAGGAGCAGAAGAAAAGGGACCUUCUGGUGAAGCACUAGGAUUUUCCGAUCUAGCCAGCUAUGGAGCUGGAAAGCCCUGGACGAAUGCCCAGGUGCUGUACUGCUUCGACCCGAACAUCGCUGGAACCGCGCGCAAAGCUGUCGAGUGUGCCAUGGGGAGGAUCCGGACCAACGUGAUGGGCAUCUCGUUCAUCGAUGUGGGCUAUUCCUCUGCCGGCCGUUGCGUCACCAAGCCGGCGAUCUUCAUCCAGUCCAGCGAGAGCGGAUGUUGGGCGAACAUUGGCAUGAGCUCCAGCCUGUUCGGUUUUGGGUCGAACCAGAAGUUGAAUCUGCAAACUCCUGGCUGCAACGACUGCGGAACUGCCACCCACGAGAUGUUGCACGCCCUGGGCAUGGCACAUGAACAGUCUCGACCAGAUCGGGACAACUAUGUAUCUAUUCUUUGGAGCAACGUCAAGAAUGGUAUGGAGGACCAGUUCACAACAAAUUCCAAGGCUGAUAUCAGCCAUCCCUACGACAUCAUGUCCAUUAUGCACUAUGGUUCUAUGUCCUUCACCAAGAAUGGCAUGGACACCAUUCAUGUGAAGCCGGCUGGCUACGCGCUUUAUACACAGGAUCCCGGCAGAUUCAGAUACUUCCGGAUAGGGCAACGGAUGCACAUGAGCAAGCAAGAUGUGGAACAGCUCAAGGACCUCUACGGCUGUGCGGGUCCCGACAACUCCCUUUGUAUCCAAAGUAGUUCGAAAGCUUUGAGUGCGGGCCUCGUUUGGGUUGGCAGCGCCAACAGCAUGCUGGUGCUCGCCUUCGGCAGCGGUUUGGUCCUUUCCGCCUGCGCUUUCUACAUGUUCUCCAAGGCGAGUGGACCGGGUCAAACGUCCAAGGAGCGGUCCAUGGAGCGGUACGAGCCACUGACGUGACUCACACGUCGCGCAUUUAGAGCCCCUGACAUUGUCAAAGCACGGUGGUGCUGCAUGCUCAAGGCAGUGGCAGAAUGGGUUGCUCGGUUGCUCUCUUAGGAACGUGCGUAUUUCUAGCAUGACAUGGUGAUGAACAUACGUGCAGCCUUCUCAAUCGGGCAGCCCCAUGUUGGCUAUGUUAGGG
Effrenium voratum is the source of this 1790-nucleotide messenger RNA. The record is from the annotation of a GenBank genome assembly. Lineage: Eukaryota; Dinophyceae; Suessiales; Symbiodiniaceae.